GUCUAUCUCCGGUUCAUUUUGACACAGAAAAUUUGAUUUUCUACGUAUAUGUGAAAUUUGGAAAUAAACAAGCAGAUGUUUUUGAAAUGGAAAUUGUAGUAGUCGUUACAUUAUCUUUUCUGGUAUAUAUCUGUAACGGUAAUGUGUUUGGUCCUAGUACACAAAGUGCUGCGGAGGCGGAUACAACGGAGACGGGAAUACAUUCGGACAUAAAUGUUUUGAAAGACAAUAUGCAUGAGCUACUUAAAAGAGUCUCUAAAAACGAAAACGAAAUUGCAUCGCUAAAAAAAGAAAAUCAGUAUCUGACAAAUGAACUUGAAAACACAAGGCGUCAAUUUCAAUGCGAAAUCAACAUGUUACAUGAAAACUGUAACGGGCAGCAACAACUAUUAAAUGAUACUAAAACGAAGAUUAUGGAUCGUUCGUCUUCAUUUAAAGAAACUAUGAAAGAAUUGAAGAAUCGUGUUGAUAAGUUAGAAAGGGUGGAAAGGAAAAGAUCGGACGAAAACAAAACAGAAUGGAAGGACAAACCAGUUCAAGCGUCAUGUGGUAAUGGUUGGAAAAGGCAUGCAAACAAUUGUUACUACUUCAGUACGUCUUCUGCAAACUGGACUGAAUCCAAGAGAAAUUGUAUGCAAAACAAUAGUAGGCUUGCAGACACAUUAUCAAGAAGUGAGAUCGAUUUUCUUAAGAAUAAUACGGCAAAAUAUAAAAAAAAUUUCUGGCUUGAUGGGACGGAUGAGUCUGAAGAAGGUGUUUGGGUGUGGGCAACAAGUGGACAGAAGUUUACCAUAAAUGAUUGGCAUAGCUCUGAACCUAACAAUUAUGGUGAUGCUGAGAAUUGUUUAAACAUGCAUAAAAACCAUGACUACCAAUGGAAUGAUGCUGGAUGUUCUCAGCGAUUAAGUUACAUUUGUAAAAAGCCAUUGAUGUGAUCUUCGGAGCAAAGAAUUGACAGACGCCGAUAUUUAACUGAUUUGGAUUUAACAUGUUUGUCUACACUCUAAAUUCAAAUCAUUCGGAAUAUACUCUCUGUCUAAGCAAGAAGUCAACCCAAGGGUAUUUUGGGCAGAAACAAUAUAAGAAAAAUUGAGCAAAAAGAGAAAAUCCGAAAAUUGUCACUCUUCUUUUAUACUUGCAGCACAAAAUAAACGACAUAGUAAUACCCAUGAUACAGUUUGAUAUAUCACACCUGUGUUGAUUUUUAAAAUAUUUUCUGCCGACUUGUGGCACAUGCGAAAUACAAGGAUUGUGUUUUAUUUUAAAUCAGUGACUAGUUUAUGUUUUUGUGCAUUUACAAUAUAAAUGCCAAAAAAAAUAUCUUGAUUAUCAAAACAAACAAAUGGGUGCACUCCUAACCUGUACAGCAAGUUAACUUGAUAACCAGUCAUUUGGACUGGUCAAAGUUAACCUGUGACCGAAUAUAGGACUGCUCUUACCAGUCCUAGGACCAAAAUCUAGUUAACUUGGAAAGCGUACUUGGUCCUAGGACUGUUUUUAUGUCUGCCAUAAAGUUAACUUGGAAACAGGUCCGCUAUUGAUAUAAGUUAACUUCGAACCAGUCCUGUAAUAAGUUAACAUAAGUUAACUUGGAAACCGGUCCUGCAACAAAGUUAACUUCUGCUUGGAAAAAUCCUAUCAAAACCAAACCUGUUCCCAAGUUAACUUUUGACUGGUCUGCUCAACACUAAGUUAACUUGUAACCAGAACCGCUCUUCGUUGAUUUAAAAAAAACAUUUUUUAAUAUCUUUGUUUCGUAGUAUAAAAAUCGAAAAUAAAGUAAUUUGAAAAUUAAUACUUCCGUUUUAUGAACAGGAUUAAAUACAAAUAUUUGAAAAUAAGUACGCACAGAACGUAACACAAAUUUAUCUGUCAUCUGACAAUCUAUCUAUUAUAAAAACGAUCUCGGUUACAAUGAUAACAGGCACUAAAUAUAUAUAUAUUCCGAGAUCAAAUUCAAUCAUAUUAUGUAUAUUUUUGAAAAGAAGUAUAUUUGAUGUUAGGUGUAUACGUCCUUGUUAGUUAUACAUCCUUGAACUAUGCAGCCACAAUCAGCAAUAGUUUAAUUCAUUUAAAUAAUGACUACAAAUUUUUAUUCGCCUAAAUUAAGGGUGCCAGCAUGUCCUCUUUUUACUCAAAAUACUGAUACGUAACAAAAUUUCAGUAGUUUUGAUGCCUCCAGUUGACUUGAAUAACACAAUUUUUUGAUCACAUCCACCAAAAACUGACCAUAUAUGCACUUUAAUUUGUAAAUCUAUAUACCCGCAUAGUAAAUCAGCCAUAUUUUUUUAUGUCAGGAUUCAAUGUAUAAUACAAUCAUGGCAAUGGACAGCAAUAUUGCAAUAUAAUAACAACAAAUUUUUGUUCGCAUAAAUUUAGGAUACCAGCAUGUCCUCAUUUUAUUCAAAAUAUUGAUACGUAACAAAAUUUCAGUAGUUUUGAUACCUCCAGUUGACUUGUACAACAAAAUUAUUUGACCGCAUCCACCAAAACUGACCAUAUGUGCACUUUAAUUUGUAAAUCUAUAUACCCGCAUAGUUAAUCAGCCUUAUUUUUAAUGUCAGGAUUCAAUGUAUAAUACAAACAUGACAAUGAACAGCAAUAUUGCAAUAUAAUAACAACUAAUUUUUGUUCACAUAAAUUUAGAAUUCAAGCAUGUCCUCAAUUUAUUCAAAAUAUUGAUAUGUAACAAAAUUUCAGUAGUUUUGAUACCCCCUGCUGACUUGUACAACAAAAUUAUUUGACCGCAUCCACCAAAACUGACCAUAUGUUCACUUUAAUUUGAAAAUCUAUAUACCCGCAUAGUAAAUCAGCCAUUUUUUUAUGUCAGGAUUUAAUGUAUAAUACAAUCAUGACAAUGGAAACUCAUUGAUUUAUUAAUUAUUUAUGUCUUAUAAGUACAUGUAGCAAUUGUCAUGUAUUUCUAAUAGUAUAUAUUUCUGCUUUCGUGGUAUUUCAAUAAAAUCAACACGUUUUCUGUGUUAGGGGACUGUUCACUGUUGCCCCAUUCCCCCCAUUGUGAC
This is a messenger RNA of Mytilus trossulus (common blue mussel), 3023 nucleotides long. RefSeq names its product C-type lectin domain family 4 member K-like. The record is from RefSeq and is a predicted model, not a curated record. Bases 87 to 935 code for a protein of 282 amino acids. Lineage: Eukaryota; Metazoa; Mollusca; Bivalvia; Mytilida; Mytilidae. Gene Ontology annotation, molecular function: signaling receptor activity. The transcript has 5 exons.